UAAGUCGCCUAGUAAAGUCAGUCACCAACAACACAUCUUUAUCUGGAGACGACCCUAGCCUUUACUUGACGGUCUGCCCUAACUUCAUCUGUUUUCUUCUUCGUUAAGAAUCUGAAAUCAAAAGUGUGGUUCUCUGUCAUUUGAUAUUCGACCCUCUCUCUCUCUCUCUUUCUCCUUCCUUUGAAUAUGGCCACGAGAUUGGAGAUCUGCUGCGAAAUCCUAUGCGCGAUUUUGCUACCUCCUGUUGGUGUUUGCUUCAGACACGGUUGUUGCAGCGUUGAGUUCUUCAUAUGCUUGCUGUUGACAAUCCUAGGUUACAUUCCGGGAAUAAUCUACGCUCUGUACGCGAUCGUGUUUGUCGAUCGCGAUAUGUACCGUGGCGAUUACUAUCACCAAGUUGCUUAGUAUUCGUUUUCUCCACCAUUUCCCUUUUGUGUGCUAAUGCUUUAAUCUCUGUUAUAAUGCUCAGAUCUGUAUUGAACCCAUUCACUGAGUUUAAACUUAAUUUUAUUUAAUAAUUGAACGUCUUUGAUUACUAUC
Cornus florida is the source of this 540-nucleotide messenger RNA. Its product is annotated as UPF0057 membrane protein At2g24040-like. The coding region runs from base 187 to 405 and encodes 72 amino acids. Lineage: Eukaryota; Viridiplantae; Streptophyta; Magnoliopsida; Cornales; Cornaceae. Gene Ontology annotation, cellular component: membrane. The transcript is spliced from 2 exons. The record is from RefSeq and is a predicted model, not a curated record.